Felis catus (domestic cat) is the source of this 4545-nucleotide messenger RNA. RefSeq names its product Rho GTPase activating protein 45 (gene ARHGAP45). The record is from RefSeq and is a predicted model, not a curated record. Gene Ontology annotation, molecular function: GTPase activator activity. The transcript is spliced from 23 exons. Gene Ontology annotation, biological process: signal transduction; activation of GTPase activity. NCBI's taxonomy places the organism in Eukaryota, Metazoa, Chordata, Mammalia, Carnivora, Felidae. Bases 683 to 4021 code for a protein of 1112 amino acids. Gene Ontology annotation, cellular component: membrane.
CUGGGUAGCCUCAGGCUUGUUUCCAAAGACGCCUCGUCAGCGCUGCUGCUUGGCAAGUGUGAUGGUCUGUGUGUGUCCCCGGACUGUGGGAAUAGGGCUGGGGACGGUGGCCUGGUGUGCCCUGUGCUGCCCGGUGGCCAGAGGAGGGAGGACGGGCGGCCUGGAUAGCGUGUGUCCAAGCUCAGGGUCUGAGAGGGAAGCCCUGGCUUGUCCGUUCCACGUGCGGGCUUCAUGACGUCCGAGCACGUGUCCUUGUGCACGCGUGUGUGCGUACUCCUGGCCGCGCCUGGGCGUCUGCGUGUGCCCUCGCCACGCACCGGGGCAUCGGUGCAGGGCGCAGGCACCCUGGCCAGCACAUGCGCAGAGCUCCCGAAAGCGGAAGCUGGGGGUGGCACCCGGGACCCCACCUUCAAGCCCACUGUGAGGAGGGCCAGGCUGAGGCCAGGGAGGGUGGGGGGCAGGUCUGCGUCUCUGUCACUCACCGCCUCCGGAGGCCUUUUCCUGUCGGAGGGAGGGCCCGCCAAUGAGGGCUGGGCCUGUCACGUGGGCCUGACAGCUGGGGAGGGGGUGGCCGGCGGCAAUGUGGCCCCGAGGCAGCCAGGAGGGAGAGCUACAGCCUUGAGACCCCCAGCCUGCGUGACCCCGGCCCGCCUGUCUUGGGCCACUGGGCCCAGGUCCCACCAUGUUCUCCAGGAAGAAGCGGGAGCUUAUGAAAACCCCUUCCAUCUCCAAAAAGAACCGGGCGGGAAGCCCCAGCCCACAGCCCUUGGGGGAGCUGCCCAGGAAAGACGGGGCUGAUGUGUCCCUCGGACCCAGCCUGGAGCCACCAGGCGCAGCCUCAAAUGCCAAGGCCACGGGUACACUCAAGCGGCCCACCAGCCUGAGCCGCCAUGCCAGCGCUGCUGGCUUCCCGCUGUCCGGAUCCAGCACCUGGACGCUAGGCCGGGGCCACCGCAGCCCCCUGACCACCACCAGCCCUGCCGAGCUGCCCCCCGAGGGGCCGUGCCCCGACACCGUGGAGGACAUCUCCCACCUGCUGGCCGACGUGGGCCGCUUCGCCGAAGGCUUGGAGAAGCUCAAAGAGUGCGUUCUGCAUGAGGACCUGCUGGAGGCCCGCCGGCCCCUGGCCCACGAGUGCCUGGGGGAGGCCCUUCGUGUGAUGCGACAGAUCAUCUCCAGGUUCCCGCUGCUCAACACCGUGGAGACGCUCACUGCCGCGGGCACCCUCAUUGCCAAGAUCAGAGCCUUCCAUUACGAGUGCAACAAUGAGUCUGACAAGCGGGAGUUUGAGAAGGCCCUGGAGACCAUCGCUGUCUCCUUCAGUAGCACCGUGUCCGAGUUCCUCAUGGGGGAAGUGGACAGCAGCACCCUCCUGUCGGUGCCCCCUGGGGACCCCAGCCAGACCAUGGAGAGCCUGUACUCGCAGGGGAGCGAGGGUUCCACCCCCAGCACCGACGACUGUGACGGCUGCCUGCCCCCCGAGGAGGUGGACAUGUUGCUGCAGCGCUGCGAAGGCGGUGUGGAUGCCGCGCUGCUGUAUGCCAAGAACAUGGCCAAGUACAUGAAGGACCUCAUCGGCUACCUGGAGAAGCGGACGAUGCUGGAGAUGGACUUCGCCAAAGGCCUGCAGAAGAUCGUGCAUAGCUGCAGACAGAGCGUCAUGCAGGAGCCGCACAUGCCCCUGCUGUCCAUCUACUCCCUGGCCCUAGAGCAGGAGCUGGAGUUCGGCCACAACAUGGUGCAGGCGGUGGGCACGCUGCAGAACCAGACCUUCAUCCAGCCCCUGAGCCUGAGGCGGCUUGAGCAUGAGAAGCGCAGGAAGGAGAUUAAGGAGUCGUGGCACCGUGCCCAGAGGAAGCUGCAAGAGGCCGAGUCCAACCUUCGCAAGGCCAAGCAGGGCUACGGGCAGCGCUGUGAGGACCACAGCAAGGCCCGCUUCCUGGCUGCCAAGGCCGAGGAGGAGCAGGCAGGCACGGGGCCCGGGGCCGCGGCCUCCAAGACCCUGGACAAGCGGAGGCGUCUGGAGGAGGAGGCCAAGAACAAGGCGGAGGAGGCCAUGGCCACUUACCGCACGUGUGUGGCCGAUGCCAAGACGCAGAAGCAGGAGCUGGAGGACGCCAAGGUGACGGUGCUGCGGCAGAUCCAGGAGGUCAUUCGGCAGAGCGACCAGACCAUCAAGUCGGCCACCAUCUCCUACUACCAGAUGAUGCACAUGCAGACGGCCCCGCUGCCCGUGCACUUCCAGAUGCUGUGCGAGAGCAGCAAGCUGUACGACCCCGGCCAGCAGUACGCCUCCCACGUGUGCCAGCUGCAGCGGGGCGAUGAGCCGGACGUGCGCUACGACUUCGAGCCCUACGUCUCCACCAACACCUGGUCUCCGGUCAUGCGCACCCGGAAGGGUAGCCUCAACGUCAGCGACGCCGUGGGGACAGAGGCCGCUGGCGGUCCCGAGGAGGAAAGCGGGCCCACCGAGGGGGCGCUGGCCAAGGACCGCAGGGGUGGGCGUGGCCACCAGGUGCACAAGUCGUGGCCCAGCAGCACCGCGGACUCCGACGGCAGCCUGGACCCCGGCCCUGGCUCAGGGGACUUCAAGAAGCUGCAGCGGAUGUCGUCCGGCGAGGAGCUGGCGGACCAGGACGGCAGCGCAGAGUCAUCAGCCUUCGAGCAGGCCGACCUCAACGGCAUGGCCCCCGAGCUGCCGGUGGCCGUGCCCAGCGGGCCCUUCCGCCACGUGGGGCUGUCCAAGGCGGCGCGAACGCACCGGCUGCGGAAGCUGCGCACGCCAGCCAAGUGCAGGGAGUGCAACAGCUACGUCUACUUCCAGGGCGCUGAGUGCGAGGAGUGCUGCCUGGCCUGCCACAAGAAGUGCCUGGAGACGCUGGCCAUCCAGUGCGGCCACAAGAAGCUCCAAGGCCGCCUGCAGCUCUUCGGCCAGGACUUCGGCCAGGCGGCCCGUGGCACGCCCGACGGCGUGCCCUUCAUCGUCAAGAAGUGCAUCUGUGAGAUCGAGCGGCGGGCGCUGCACACCAAGGGCAUCUACCGUGUCAACGGGGUGAAAACGCGCGUGGAGAAGCUGUGCCAGGACUUCGAGAACGGCAAGGAGCUGGUGGAACUGUCCCAGGCCUCGCCCCACGACGUCAGCAACGUCCUCAAACUCUACCUGCGCCAGCUGCCCGAACCGCUCAUCUCCUUCCGCCUCUACCACGAGCUCGUGGGGCUGGCCAAGGACAGUCUGAAGGCGGAGGCCGAGGCCAAGGCGGCGUCACGGGGCCGGUCCGACGCCGCCGAGAGCGAGGCUGCAGCCGUGGCCAUGGCGGGCCGGCUGCGGGAGCGCCUGCAGGGCCUGCCGCCCGAGAACAGGGCCACGCUGCGGUACCUGCUGAGACACCUGCGCAGGAUCGUGGAGGUGGAGCAGGACAACAAGAUGACCCCGGGGAACCUGGGCAUCGUGUUUGGACCCACGCUGCUGCGGCCAAGGCCCACCGAGGCCACCGUGUCCCUGUCCUCCCUGGUGGACUACCCCCACCAGGCCCGCAUCGUGGAGACCCUCAUCGCCCACUACGACCUGGUCUUCGAGGAGGAGCCCGAGGAGGACGUGGAUGACCGGCGGGCUGAGGAUGGGGUGCAGGCGCCGUGCCCGGAGGCGGGUGCAGGGGCUGCCCUCCCGCUGCGGGAGGAGGCUGCAGACGGGGGUCCAGAAUCCCAAGUGGCCUCCAACGACUCCGACUCCGAGGGGGAGGAGGCCUCGGAGUUGCCGUCCCCGGCGGGCAGGGGCGCGUGCCGCCUCAGCUUCCUGGAGAAGCAGGGCAGCGAGGCCAGCGUGGAGGAGGCCCAGGGCAGCGGCAGCGGCAGCGAGGAGCAGCUGGGGGCCGGGGCCGGAGAGGGCCUGGCAGAGCAGCUUUCCGAGUUCAACACCAAUCAGUGCAACAACGUGGCCGAGGUCGGACUGCCCGUCACGUGGCUCCACGGUGGGCAGCUCGCAGCGGGCACCGGCCACGAGAGGCAGCCCGAGUUUGUGUAGCUGGGGCGCGGGGCACGCCGUGUGUUCCCGGCUCCCAUCCCUGCGGGUGUCCAGUCACCGGGAGGCCACGGGAGGCCUCUUCCUUCAAGCCCAUACCGGUGAGGGCAUUGCCGGCUGCCUCUUCCAGAAGCUUCCGGGGCACUGGGUGAGGCCGAAGCCCGCUCCGUCUGCCUGUGUGCCCUGGCGACCCGACCCAGCCACGCUGGGAGAUCCCGCUGUCCAGUCGUCUGGGGACCGACUGUGUGCUCAGAGAAGCCUCGGACGUCCCUGCCGCGUGGCCCUGCCCCCGGGGCCAGCGGCCCUGUGGGCCUACAAGCUCUGCCUUGACCUCUCACCGCUGGGCCACCACCGAAGGCCACUCUGAAAGCCAGACAGCAGCGGCCAGUGGCAGCACCACGCCCCUGCUUUCCUGGAAAACCGAGUCGGACGCUUGGGGUUUAGGCGCGUGGUGAGCUCCAUGUUGGUCACGAUGUACGUCUUUCACAUGCACAUUUACUCUGCUUAAAAUAAAGUUUAAAAUCCGA